UGUUUCCCGGUUUGCCCCCAAAUUCCUCUGCCCCAAAUGGAACCCUCUGCCUCCGCCACCAUCAACACGUCUCUCGACCUCAAUUUCAAUCCUCCGCCGCCCACCGCCGACGAUUCUCCGGCGAAUCACACUAUUUACAGUUCACUCAAAGAAGAUCAGGCGGCGGGUGUUCUUGUGGAGAAAUUGAAUCGGAUAAGUUCGGAGAAUGCGAAGCUGAAUCAGAUUAUAGGGCUUGUGGUGGAGAAUUACAGUGUUCUGCGAAAUCAGGUGUCGGAUUUGAUGAUAAAAUCGAGAUCGAAGCGAAAGGCCGGAUGCGAUAACUGCAAUUCGAAUCGGAGCGGUAAUAAUAGUAAUGUUUUUACGGAUCAGUACUGCGGAUGUUGCAGCGACGACGAUUCGUGUUAUAAAAGGCCUAGAGAAAACAGUAAGCCCAAGGUUAAACGAGUUCUGGUUCCCACGCCGCUAUCUGAUUCAACUCUGGUGGUGAAGGAUGGAUAUCAAUGGAGGAAAUAUGGUCAAAAGGUGACUAAAGACAACCCCUCCCCUAGAGCUUACUAUAAGUGCUCCUUUGCCCCCAGCUGCCCCGUCAAAAAGAAGGUGCAAAGGAGUGCUCAAGACCCAUCAUUUUUAGUGGCUACAUACGAAGGAGAGCACAAUCACAUGCAACCCAAUUCUGGAAUUGAGUAUCAAUUGGUUGGACCAAUUCAAUUGGGUUCAAAUAAGCUGGAAUCUUCUGUUUUAUCUCCACCGUCCAUGAGAUCCCCCUCAUCAUCUUCUGUUGACACUCUCAAAGCUUCACUUCCAUCAACCCCACAAAUUCUAGUUCAACAAAUGGCUUCCUUCCUGACCAGAGACCCCAAUUUCACUACAGCCCUUGCCACUGCCAUUACUGGAACCAUGGUAGAUAAAGAAAUCUGGCGAUAACUAAUUAAUUAAUAUGUUCUUCGUUGGAGUAUAUAYUUUUUGUACAAUAAAGGAAAAGCUUCAAUUCUCCCCUCUUUUAGAGAGGAUUGAAACUUGAGAGUGUGAGUGACGACGUGUAAAUUUGGCAUAAUAAUUACUUUUGAGGUCACACACUCUCAUCAUGAACUUAUAAUUUUGUGGUAUUGGGUUGGAUUUGUAGUUUACAUUUUUUUGCUAGGGAGUGAGUGGAUGUAUAUUGGACGCAGUUUUUUUUUUUUUAAUACCAUAUUGCAUGUAGUUUUAUA
Messenger RNA from Momordica charantia (bitter melon), 1208 nucleotides. Its product is annotated as putative WRKY transcription factor 40. The record is from RefSeq and is a predicted model, not a curated record. Gene Ontology annotation, molecular function: sequence-specific DNA binding; DNA-binding transcription factor activity. Lineage: Eukaryota; Viridiplantae; Streptophyta; Magnoliopsida; Cucurbitales; Cucurbitaceae. Gene Ontology annotation, biological process: regulation of DNA-templated transcription.